This is a messenger RNA of Zonotrichia albicollis (white-throated sparrow), 1334 nucleotides long. Lineage: Eukaryota; Metazoa; Chordata; Aves; Passeriformes; Passerellidae. The record is from RefSeq and is a predicted model, not a curated record.
GCCAGAAGGUGUGCUAUGGUGCCUUCAAGCAUUCCUGUUACAAACUAGCCUAUUUCCAGGACUUGUCUAGACGUGUGGGCUUCCAGGAGGCCCGCCAGGCCUGUGAAAUCGAUGGCGGGGCUCUGCUGAGCUUGGAGAGUGAAGCUGAGCAGCAGCUGAUAGAAAACAUGCUGCAGAACCUUACCAAAUCGGGCUCUGGGAUUUCUGAUGGUGAUUUCUGGAUUGGGCUGUGGAGGAGCGGUGAUGGACUGGCCACGUCGAGUGCCUGCCCCGACCUCUACCAGUGGGCCGAUGGAAGUAUGUCACCAUUCAGAAACUGGUACACAGAUGAGCCUUCCUGUGGAAGCGAAGCCUGUGUGGUGAUGUAUCACCAGCCAACUGCAAACCCUGGUCUGGGGGGGCCAUACCUUUAUCAGUGGAACGAUGACAGAUGCAACAUGAAGCACAAUUUUAUCUGCAAAUAUGCCCCAGAUAAUGUCUUAGAAAAAGAAUUAGGAGACAGAGCAGAGCCAGAAUACGAUAUUUUUCCAACAGUGCCAGCAGGAAAUCCUUAUGACACAAGCAAACCAGAAGAUCAGUAUCAUAUUAUUGCUACUGAAACAGGUAUAAUUCCGAAUUUAAUUUAUGUUGUAAUACCCACUAUACCACUGCUGCUGUUGAUACUGGUGGCUUUUGGGACUUGCUGUUUCCAGAUGCUUCAUAAAAGGGAAGCAAGGAGAAACUGCUUCAAAGACCCAUCUCCAUUAUCAUCUGAAUGCCUUGCAGAAAGUUUAAAUUCCAACCUGUAAAGGAAGAACAAAAACCAGUCCAAACCAAUCCACACUAUGGAUUUCAAAGACACCCAGGAAGGACAGUAGCAUGGAGGUAUAAUGAUUUACUGACUGAAAAUGAGGCAAAAAUAACAUUUUGCAGUGAGGCUGUAUUAUAAUGUCGUCAAAGAACAUUAGCUUGGAAUGGCUUGAAAAUGCAAAGGAUCUACAAGAAUGAACUGUAAGCUCCCCCUUGAGGCAAAUGUUCAGAUCAUUUUUAUAUGAUGUUUGUUUAUUAAUUCAGUAACAAAAUAUGCCAUGCUAAAUAAAGGGUAUGUGUUUAUUUUGCUAAGAGAUGUAAGUUAGCUAGUUGUGAGCAAUGAAAUGAACAGAGCAUUUGAAGUUUUUAUGGGGAAAUAUCCACAGUGUAUGUCAGUUUUAAGACUGUUUGUAGUUAAACAAACCUCCUCUGGUUCUUUUAGUCUCUCAUGCAUUGUAUUGUAUAGUCAAUGUACAGUAAAUGGAACUGACAAUUUUACAGUGUAACAAUUAUUUAUCUUUGCAUAAAAGUUUGAUACAAAAUAU